Molecule: messenger RNA, 1819 nt
Organism: Mercurialis annua (annual mercury)
Lineage: Eukaryota; Viridiplantae; Streptophyta; Magnoliopsida; Malpighiales; Euphorbiaceae
Product: cytochrome P450 CYP72A616-like
Exons: 5
Coding region: 83-1633 (516 amino acids)
Molecular function (GO): monooxygenase activity; heme binding; oxidoreductase activity, acting on paired donors, with incorporation or reduction of molecular oxygen
Source: RefSeq, a predicted model, not a curated record
AUAAAUAUAAAGGAACAAGUUACACAAAUCAGCAGUCAAUAAUUACAUACAAUUAAGGAACAAUAAUAACUUUGUUUUUGCCAUGAGUGACCUUGUUUUAUACUCUAUAGUUCUUUCUUUGAUAUUUCUUGGUCUAUAUGGAGCUGGGAAAAUUUUCUACUCCAUUUGGUGGAAACCAAAAUGGCUAGAAAGGAGGUUGAGGCAGCAAGGUAUAACCGGUACACCUUACAAGCUCUUUAUUGGAGAUAUGAAGCCAUUCAUAAAGAUGAUAACCGAAGCAUGGUCCAAACCGAUUAAUCUGAACCACCAGAUUAUUCCACGAGUUGAUCCGUUUACUCUUUAUGUUGUUCAGAAAUAUGGGAAGAUAUCAAUGUUUUGGAAUGGAAAAACACCAAGAUUGAUCAUUUCUGAUCCAGAACUAAUGAAAGAAGUCUUAUCCAACAAGCUAGGUCAUAUUCAGAAGCCACCAUUAACCCCUCUAAUUCUAAUUCUUGCAAAAGGAUUGACAGUUUUAGAGGGUGAAAAGUGGGCUAAACACAGAAAAUUGAUAAAUCCUGCUUUCCAUCUAGAGAAACUUAAAGGGAUGAUACCGGUAUUCGCAAUCAGCUGUAACAAAAUGAUACAAGAAUGGAAGAAGAUGAUCAAUAAUCAUCAAGAAACCUUUGAAGUGGAUGUCUGGCCAGAAAUUCAAAAAUUAGCGAAGGAUAUCAUUUCGCGGGCAGCAUUCGGAAGCAAUUAUGAAGAAGGAAAGCAGAUAUUUGAACUUCAACAUGAGUUAAUGAUGCUGACUAUAGAAGCUAUGCGAAGCUUGUAUAUUCCUGGUUUUAGAUUUCUUCCUACAAAGAAGAACCAGAGGAGAAAGAAGCUGAACAUAGAGAUUACAUCAUUGCUGAGAAAUAUGGUUGAGAGGAAAAAUAAUACAAUUAGAACUGGACAAUCUAAGGUUGAUGACCUGCUAAGCUUACUCUUGCAUUCUAGUGAACAGAGUGAAAGUGGAAUUGGAAGUAAUGGAUUGACAAUUGAGGAGGUUAUAGAGGAAUGCAAGGUCUUCUACCUUGCUGGCCAAGAAACAACCUCAAGCUUGCUAACAUGGACAUUGAUAGUCUUAGCUAUGCACCAAGACUGGCAAGAAAAAGCAAGAGAAGAAGUUCUACAUGUUUGUGGAAAGAAACAACCUGAUUUUGAAGAUUUAAACCACUUCAAGAAUAUAAACAUGAUCUUGAAUGAAGUCUUGAGGUUAUAUCCACCAGCAAUUGCUCUAUAUCAACACGCUCGCGAGGAGACCAAGAUAGGAGACAUCACUAUUCCAGCAGGUGUUGACAUUACUCUACCCACAUUGCUCAUUCACCAUGAUCCUGAGUUCUGGGGUAAUGAUGCAGACGAAUUUAGACCAGAAAGAUUUUCAGCAGGAAUUGCAAAGGCAUCUAAAGAUCAGUUAGCAUUCUUUCCUUUCGGUUGGGGUCCAAGGACCUGUAUUGGCCAAAACUUUUCCAUGUUAGAAGCUAAGACAGCUUUGGCCAUGAUUCUACAACAUUUCUCGUUUGAGCUUUCACCUUCAUACUGUCAUUCCCCGUACACAGUAAUGAUUCUGCAACCACAACAUGGAGCUCAACUUAUAAUACGCCAAAUAUAAGCUUCUCCAGAAGACAGAAAAGUUAAAAAUUAUAUCAUAAUCAUAUACUCACCUGUUUCUUCCGAAUAACUUUCUUCAAUGUCCUGAAGUUUGCCAGAUUGUGCUGCUAGAUUUGUGAUCUUUCACAGUACUGAAUUCAAUAUAAGUAUUAUUAUAGAUAAUAAAGAUUUUGAUUUCAAAUUAUAA